AUGACUAAAGUCAGACCGACGCAUACGCCUCAAUCACUAGUUCGUAAUUUUGUACAUUCUGAUAUACUUUAUCCAUCGACAACAACAUCGACUGGUUGUUACAAUACAACCCUGCACAAUGAUGCCAACUGUUCGAUGAGUAGUGAUACAAUCAAUAUACCCUUUCCAUCGCCAUCAUCAGUCUCAUUAUCACAGACUGAUCCUAUGAAAGAUGAUCAACAACAACAACAACAACAACCACCUAUUCAUACUGAUCAUGAAGAUGUUAUUGAAUCUGUGGAUAUUGAUCAUGAAUCAAAUAUUAUCGAUCAAGAUGUGGAUGAAGAAGAGGAUGAUGAGAAAGACUGUGCACUGGCUCCAUUGCAAACUCAUAUGCUCAGUACAAAUGUCCAGUCAAUGCAUUACUCGUCACGACCAAGGCAUAGAGGGAUCAAUCAAGUUGUUGGGCAGAAUUUAACUUAUCCACAACAAGUAAUGCCUUUCUUUCAUGGAAAUCUAUUGAAUCAAACCAGUCUACAACAAUAUCAACAACACCAGCAGCAACAACAUCAAGCUAGCUGCCUAAGUCAAUUACCGUCGACAAGUAAUCCAACUGCUGGGGGUUAUGCAUUUCAAGAUUUAGUGGAUUUCUCCAACCCACAAGCUUUACCAGCUGCAGCUGCUGCAGCUUCCCUACUACUCUUUCGAUCUACUGAUGAUGACGAUGAUUGGCUGCUAUUGAUCGACACACUGUUGGGGAGUAGUAAUGAAUAUCCAAAUCUGAUUGGUGGAAUACUUCCACCUCCACCAACAAUACAACUACCACAAGACCAAAUACAGUCAAUACGGUCGUUGCCUAUCUCACAACCGAUCCUUCAAACGCCUUUAUCAAAUCCUACACUGAUUAAUAGGAAUGUAUUGAACAGACGAAACAAUCUGCCAUACCAACAACAACAACAGGGCAGUCUCAAUCCACAAUCUUCUGGGAUCAUUCCGCAUCAUCGACAAAGCAUGACAGACAGUAAUGAAGGCACCAGUGAGCCUGUUGUCACACAAACUUCACCAUCAUCAUCAUCCAAUGUGUAUAGUAGUAAUCUACCGAGUUCAUCUUAA
Messenger RNA from Trichobilharzia regenti, 1092 nucleotides. The record is from the annotation of a GenBank genome assembly. NCBI's taxonomy places the organism in Eukaryota, Metazoa, Platyhelminthes, Trematoda, Strigeidida, Schistosomatidae.